AAUAUAAGUCUACAACUUUUUAGGGUUAUGUCCUCUUGAAGAUUUUUGGGGACUCAUUAAGACGCCAUGGCUGUCUCACAAUGUCUGCAGGAGUGAAAGGGUCUGAUAACCCCACUUCAUCUUGUAUACAAGAGAGGAAGAAUGAUGAGAAGAUCCUAGGCCUCACUAGAAAGAUCAUUCAGCUUCUGACUAGAGAGAUUCCUAUAAGAUAUGAGGACAUCACAGUCUUUUUUACCAUGGAGGAGUGGGAGUAUGUAGAAGAACACAAGGAUCUGUAUGAGGACGUCCUGGUGGAGAAUACAAUUCACCUUAAAUAUAUAAGUGACCAUGAUAAUAAAAUCUUACAUAAUACAUCAUCAGAGAAGAUAAGUGACUCAAAGAUUGUACAUCAAGAUAGGAAUGGUGAGACUGAGAAGAUUCUGCAUCUCACUAAAGAAAUCAUUCAACUUCUGACUAAAGAGAAAUAUAUACUAAUUUGGAAUCAUGGUAAUCACACCACACCCAGUGGCACGGAUCGUGUGUCAGGAUUGAUCACAGAAUCAUCACCCCCAUCACUGAUGCAAGAGAAAAAGAAUGAUGGAAAAAUCCUGGAUCUUACCAACAGGAUCAUUGAGCUGCUGAAUGGAGAGACUUGGAUUAGAUAUGAAGACAUCAAUGUAUGCUUCUCCAUGGAGGAGUGGGAUUAUAUAGAACAACACAAGUAUCUCUAUAAGGGCAUCCUGAUGGAGAAUGAAAUGGUUGAGUCCUAUGAUACAUCAUGUUUCCUAGAUUUAAUAGAAGAAAUGCCACUCGAAUGUCUUCAACAUUCAGAGAGCUCUUGUGUAUUGACACACAACUCAUCAUACCAAGUGGGGAACUCAACAAAAUCUUGUCAUAAUCAACCAAAUAUUGGAAAACAUAAAUGUAAAAGUAACUACAGAGAACAAACACCAGUUAUUUGCUGUAAAUGUGAAAAACCUCUUAAAAGAACUGACAUUGGACACAUGGAGACUUCUGACUCUAGUGGAAGCAAAAAAUACUGCAGAAAAUGUCUAUUAGAUAAGAGAUGUAAGAACACACAAAAAAGGCGAUUUUCUUGUUUAGAGUGUAGUAGUUGUUUUUCAAACAAGAGUGCACUUGAUAUUCACCUGAGGAUACAUACUUUGUCAAAAAUCUUCACAUGUUCAGAAUGUGAUAAGAUUUUCACUAACAACACCUGCCUUGAGAGUCAUAUGAAAGUCCACACAGGAGAGAAGCCUUACAAAUGUUCAGAAUGUGGGAAAUAUUUUCUCAGUACUGGGAACCUUCAGGCCCAUUACAGAGUUCACACUGGUGAGAAACCCUUCCCUUGCUCAGAGUGUGACAAGACCUUCAGGUAUAAGUCACACCUUGUUGCCCAUCAAAGAUUUCAUACAGGACAAACACUGCCAUGUACCGAGUGUGGCAAACACUUCAUCUACCAGUCACAUCUUGUGAAACAUCUUCGAAUCCACACAGGGGAGAAACCCUAUAAGUGUCCAGAAUGUGGAAAAUGUUUUCAUCGAAGUUCCCAGCUCACUCACCAUGAGAUGAUCCACACAGGAGAAUCACGUUUUAAGUGUGAAGAAUGUGACAAGUGUUUUCGGUUCCCCUCUGACCUGUUUAGACAUCAGAAAACUCAUACUGGUGAGAAGCCAUACUGUUGUUCUGAAUGUGGAAAAAGUUUUACACGCAGCACAAGCCUAAAUGAACAUACAAUGCUCCAUACAGGGGAGAAGCCAUACUCUUGUCCAAAAUGUGGGAAACGUUUUCUAACGUAUAACUACAUGCUCAGGCAUCUAAAGACACAUAAUUCAAAAAAGAAAAAAAAGGCAUAAUCUAAAUGCUAAGAACAGCAAUCAGAUUAAAGCUAUUUGUACUCCUGGAAGAACAUAUUGCUGAGAUUGGUUCUUUAGCCAUGACCACUGUUUAUCUGCACUACAUUUUUAUAACCCAUAAUCUUUGAGUUACUGUGCA
Bufo bufo (common toad) is the source of this 1974-nucleotide messenger RNA. Its product is annotated as zinc finger protein 2-like. The transcript is spliced from 6 exons. Gene Ontology annotation, biological process: regulation of immune system process; negative regulation of transcription by RNA polymerase II; regulation of cytokine production. NCBI's taxonomy places the organism in Eukaryota, Metazoa, Chordata, Amphibia, Anura, Bufonidae. The record is from RefSeq and is a predicted model, not a curated record. Bases 81 to 1835 code for a protein of 584 amino acids.